AUGCUAAACAAUCGAAGGCUGUCCCACACCUCUACCCAGCCUCUUGCACCCACAGACCUAAAUCCACAGCCAUUGCAGAGAGGCAGUGGGAUCGAAUACCUCGCUGAAUCAAGCAAAAGUCGAAGAUCAAAAGCGAUGGGUGUUGUCAACAAGAUAGGUAGAGCUUUGUCGAUCACCAAAUCGAAAGAUAGAAAAUCAUCUAUCAGUGAGAUAGGGCCUCUGAUCAACCCUUCGGAUCAAGGACAUCUGGUGACAUCAGAUGUGAGGCUCACACCUAAACCGCUUCCACCUCGUUUCAUGGGACCGGUGAUGGUGCCUCUGCGGGAUGACGAGUGGAUCAAUAAAGAUAAACGAAGAGCAGCUCGUCCACCAAUCCCACUUCGAUCACAUCAAGCGUCCAACCCGCGGCCAUCCACCCAGUCAGAAGCGGAUACAUUGUACAACUCACCAUGGAACACACGAUGGAACCGAUCUCGACAUGCUCUUUCAGUCUUCGAGCUGUCUAGCUCAGCGACUUCUGAUUCGAAUAGAGUGCACACUCAUCCCUAUGUAGAUCGUGAUGUGUUUCAACAGCCUUCUCGACCUGGCUUAUCGAUACCAAGAACUCCCAACCCUAUUCGGAAUGAUGAGUUUCACCCUCACACUAACGUCAGCGCAAAAGAACUAGUAACGUUCAAUCGACCAUUACCCGUCAUCCCAAAAGACACGAUCACUCCCCAAAGACAAAGCAAACGUAAACCCGUUCCAGUCACGUCAUCAUUCUUCAACGAAUCAUUCGAAUCUUUGAUUGAUAAGACAACACCUACAAGUGUAGAGGAGAGUUGGCAACCGCUCAAAAUCGUUCGUCGACCUAGUUCAAUCAUGUUGGAGGAACGUAUCAAGAAGCUUCAGCCCAAGGAUACAAUACAUACCCCACCUACACCGGAAUUCCGUCAACUACUCCCUUCUCCACCACCAUCGGGUUCUUCCUCCCCUGAGCUUUCCAUGGUUGAUCUACAGACCUUCGAAGACCCAUUGAUCACUGAUCUACCAGAGACAUCAUUCGAAAUAGGACAAGAUAAUCUGUUUGACGAAGUUCUGACAAGCUGGAACUUACCUCCGUUAUCCAGAUCGAAUUCUUUGGUCUUGGAUAAAAUACAUCCUUCGACGAGACCAGAUAGGAAGAAAGAGGAGGAUCAAUUAUCACGAUCCACUGGGAAGCUAAAUUUAGAAUCACGAGGGUACCGAGAGAGAGAUGCCGAAAUCAGACUCGUACCGACCUUUUAUCCCUCUGGAAGGAGUUUUGAACCUAUCCGAUCGACGAAGUCGAGUGAUAUGCUCAGGGCAGUCGAGUAUGAUAAUGCAGCAGACCAGGAGGAGGAGUCAAAGGGCAGAAGGAAAGUCAGUGGGAAAGUCAAGAAGGCUGUAGAGGUAUUUGAAGGUCGAAGAGAUCCGAGUGAAAGUCCUCCGACACCUUGGAAAGAAAUGGCCAAGCUGUUGAGACCUAAAAAGUCAGAUUCUUCGAUUGGAUUACAAGAGGAAACUCGACAGAUGAUGUCAGAGGCGAGGGAGAAGAUGUCGAGACCGAAGAUAAAAUCGCGAUCGAGGACCAAAUCAGACGAUUGGUUUGGGUCUUUCAGGAAGUUUCGAUAG
Molecule: messenger RNA, 1632 nt
Organism: Kwoniella botswanensis
Lineage: Eukaryota; Fungi; Basidiomycota; Tremellomycetes; Tremellales; Cryptococcaceae
Exons: 6
Coding region: 1-1632 (543 amino acids)
Source: RefSeq, a predicted model, not a curated record